AACAAUCACUCCCCUUCUCCGUCAUGUUUGCACAUGGUUACUGUCCAAGGAAUUAAUCUCCUCUGCUUAAGCAAAGUGGCAGCAUGUUGUAGAGAGGUCCUCCACACAACCCAGCUGUUGCAUGCUGUGCACUCAUUGUUCACCAAGGAUCGUCAGCAUUGGAUUAGUCUGUUUUCAGCUCUGCAGAUUUGGGGCAAGAUAUUCUGUGAAAAGCAAUUUUUGUCCUACAAGAGUCCACCUGAUCCUUACCAGCCCUUCUUGGAGCAGCUUUACGGAGUCAACAUGAAAGAUAGCUAUUGUGGAGACGAGAACCAGCUUUUUAAUGAGGAGGACAUAACUGGAGAAGAGGAGGAAACUCCUCCCUUAAGAGGAAGGACAAAAGGAGGAUGUAUGAAAUGUCAGCAGACACAUUCUCUCCAGCUAGCUGUCAAAAUGCUGUAUGGCUUUUUUGCUUUGCUCAUCAUUGCUGUGGCUGUCUUGGCAUCCCUUGUUUUUAGGAGAGUUGAUAACUUAUCUGAAGAGGAAUCACUUUACCACAAAAAGAUUUCCAAAGUCCAAGAAAGUAUAAAAGAUUUCAGUACAACAAACAACUACUCCAACUGCUUGGAUGUUGCACAAUUCCAAAAGGAGAUUGCCAGACUGCAGAAGGAGUUUGAAGAGAUCCAGAAGAUGGUUCUGAGUCAACAGCAGCAGUUGGACCAGAACACUCAGUCUCAACAGAGUCAAACACAAUCUAGCAACAGGAUGAACAGAGAUCUUCAGGCCUUUGGAAUCACCAUCAAGCAUGUAAACCAGUCUCUAGGCCAGUACUUGGAUCAGGUGAAUGGUUGGCAGGUCGUCAUCAAUGAAACUGAUCAAGGGAUGAAAACCCUUGUUGAAGAUCAGUAUGAUUUGAAGGCCACAAUGCAGCAAGUCAACACUACUGUUGCACUUAGUGCAUUGUGGAUAGGUGCUCUUCAGAGGAAGGCUGAAGAGGAGACCUUGGUGCUUCAAAAAAUAACAACAGACUGGCAGAACUACAGCCUAGUUUUAAGUGCACUAAAGUCCAAUGCCAGUGUAACCACACAGACUGUAAGGACUAUGCAAAGUGGUGUUUCUGCCAAUCACCAGCGAAUCAGCAUGAGCUCAGAGAUGGUACAUGACCUUACUUUACAAGUCAUGAACAUUCAGAUGCAAUUGGACAAUGUUUCUUCUUACAUUGACGAACACGAGGAGAACAUGCAUGACCACCAGUACCAUGCCAAGUAUUAUGAGAACCGGACUGGGGAACGAUUUGUGACCUUGGAUGCAAGAAUGAACUCCAUUGAAAUGGAGAUCGACACAAUCUCAUCCAGCAUUAAUGCAACCAUCAACCAUGUUCAGAGCAUGUACAAAUACAUUAACAUUGAGAGUUCCUCUUGCCAGUCCAGACUGGGUAGUCAUACGGAAGACUUGCAGAACCUCAACAACACGGUCUUACUUCUUCUUCACCUGGCCGACACUCUAAGAAUGCAGUACAUGUUGUUGAGUGUACGCCUUGACACCGACGUGAGGAACCUUUCCAUGGUGAUGGAGGAGUUGAAGUUGGUAGACACCAAUCACGCACAGCUGAUCCAGAACUUCACUAUUUUGAAAGGUCUGCCUGGUCCUCCAGGUCCAAAAGGAAACAAAGGCGAACAAGGAGCCAAAGGACCUACAGGUCUUACGGGAACAAAAGGAGACAGGGGGCUUGCAGGAAAUCGUGGGCCUCAAGGGCCAAAAGGUCUAAUGGGAAUUAAGGGUGAAACAGGAGUACAGGGAGCUUCUGGGAUGAAAGGGAUGUCAGGACUUAAAGGAGAGACAGGUUCUUUAGGGCAACCAGGGCCUCGUGGUGAAAAGGGACAGAAGGGUGACAUGGGUCUACCUGGGAAAGAUGGAUUUCCUGGCCCCAAUGGACCGGCAGGAAUCCGGGGACAAGCUGGCCUCCCAGGGGUACAUGGGCCACCUGGACCGGUAGGAAUACAGGGCCCUAUAGGACCACCGGGACCACCUGGAAUACCUGGGCCACCAGGGGAGCCUGCCCAGAAGUCAUGAGCAGACAGGCAUUAUCUUUCUGUUCUUAAAACUGCAUUUUCCUAUCCCAAAUGGUGAUACAUUAACUGCCUUUCUGGACAGAUUGAUGAUGUCUCUUGCAGGGUCACCCCUAAAAUUCAUGGGGCCUGGGACAAAUGUUUAUUGGUGGGCCCCCUCUUCUCUGGGCCCAUUGACUAGGGCCCCCUUCAUAAUAGGGCCUGAGGCAAUGUUCUCAGUUGUGCCCCCGAUGACGGCCCUUGUCUCUUGUAGUAGAUGGUGGAGAUCCACUUGGAGCUCUUUCAACGUAAGAUGAAGGGGGGACUCCUUGUAUCUUAGAGGUCUAUACGUGCAUUCCCAAACCAAGGAGUUUGCUCUAAAAACAAUUAGACACUUUAUAUAGGCAUCAAGCACAAACCUGUAUGAUCCUCUUCACAGCAAUCUUGCUUCAAAUAUGGUUACAGAGCCAGGCUGCAAUGAAACCAUUAAUUGAAAAAGGUACUAUCCACUGGCCUAAAACAGAAAACCCUGUUCAUUUUCUGAUAGUAAAUAUCUGAUUAUGUAACAAUGAUGGACUAUAUUAGGCAUAUCACAGUCUAAUUCAUUGAUUAAAAUGUUAAAUAUUCAGAGCACUUGGGUUUGAUUAGGCAUCCAUACCAAGAUACCAAUAGCAGACAAAUGUUCUUGUGAUCCUAGAGCACUUUUAAAGCCAGCAUCAGCAAGUGAUAGAAGACAGACAUUAAAACAAUUCAGAUUGUGCUUAAUUGCUCUAUAUGAAGUGUAUUUUGUAAUGCAGCAAAGUCCGUUCUAAAUUUGCGUCAUAAUCAUAGAACAUUCAGAGCAGGUACUCUGGUGAAACAAGAUUUUUAUUGUGUGAGUUAAUUGUACUAAACAUUUCCUGGAGUAUUUAAAUUGUACUAUAUACUCCCAGCCUGGUCAAGCUUGUCUAGUUAGCAGGUUUUACAGGGGUUUUCGGCAAUGGCCAGCUGGUCAGUCUAAGACCAGCCAAACACCAGUUUGGUCAGGUUAGACUAGCAAACCACCGUUGGCUGGUUUAAGAUGUUUUUUUCCAGCAGGGAAGGCAAUGCAUAUAGUGAAAUGUACAGACAAAUGUAUUCAUUCAUUAGAAAAGGACAGCGCAACAUUUUUAAUGCUCCUAUUUGUGUGUCUGAUUUCUCAAUGUGUAAAUAUAGAUAAUGUAUUUGAAAUGUUAUGCAUUCGCUAAUUGCCUCCAUUUUGAGGCUCUUUCUUAGUGUUCAUGUGGAGGCCCUGAUUAAGUGAUAGCAUACAAUCUCUUUGCACAACAAUAAAGAGUUAUUAUAAGAAUAUGAACAGAAUGGGAACAUUUUAUAUAGCAUUUUGUUUGGCAAUUCAAGAUCACUUAGCACAUACUUACAAUUUUAAUGACUGCUUUCGUUAUUUCUUAGUAGAGAACCAAACAAAAAAAAAACAUUUCCCUGAUUAGCUAUCUAAAAAAUAUGGGGACCAUGGACUUUUCAGCCAUCAAAGUGCAGCACAUGGUGGUGAAAAGCAGGAACUAAAAACGGUUCAAGGAACGAAAACGAACAAAUUUUUAGCAGAACGUAACCGAAAACCAGAACAAAGUGAUUUUCAAUUGUUCCGGAGUGAAAACGUUACUUUUAAAUGCUGGUAACCGGUUAUAACCGGUUAAUUUUGUUCUGAUAAUUUUUUCAUCAGACCAAAGGCCAAAGGGUUCAUCACAGUAAAUUUUUGGAUCUACACCACUUCAUGUUGCAUGUGCUUUGAUACUGAAGGAAACUGCUGCAACACAUUUCUUUACCUAAGCGUCUGUUAUUGAUGUCACAUUCUCUGAAUGAAGACCUUUUUAACAACUAUGUAUAAUUACUACAUAUACAUGCACAGCUAAUCCAGGUACAAGGAAAACAUUAUAAGAGGUUAAAAGUACUUUCUCAGUUGUGUCCAUAUCUUCACUGAAUUAUUGUUAGAUAUGAUGCAUUAAUUCAGAAUUGAUGCUGCCAGAUUUUGACUCAGAAGCAGAUCUGUAAUUAAAAUUAUACUUAACUGUUAAUUAACUGUUUGUUGUGAUUUCUAUGCCGAUAAAUCCACCACACAGGAACAAAAUUAAUAGCUUAUUUUAACUUAUUUUGGUGAGGCGAGUGGCUUAUUUUGGGCUUAUUUCCAGACCAUGUUGCUUGUUUCUAUUGCGAGAUCUGGCAACACUGCAACUGGUAUUUCACACACCCCUUAGUGCAGAAUACUGUCAUUUGAAAAAGAACUUUAUUAACCAUUCUUUUAUUAACCUUUCAGAAAGGAGACUUUCUUCUGAACCGGAAUGAAAAAAUACAGUUUUUCUCAGAACGAACUGAAAUGAAAAACAUUUCAUUUUCAGUCCCUGGUGAUAAGUCUCAGUGAUAUCUGAACACUAGCAAGUUCUUUAAAUUAUUUUCCACAUGUGACAAAUCAUCAUCGUGGCUACAGUGCACACAGUUCAGCUCCAUUGGAUGGAUCAUUAUAUGACUCAUUUUGUUAGAGAAAGUGCUAUCAAAAGCAAGUGCAAAGUUGAAAUGAGAUCAACACGAUUGAAAGUCCAUGUAGAAAUAAAAAAGUGAGAUGAAUGUGAAUGCUAGCAAAUAGCUUUCUCCAGG
Myxocyprinus asiaticus (Chinese sucker) is the source of this 4655-nucleotide messenger RNA. RefSeq names its product scavenger receptor class A member 3-like. The transcript is spliced from 8 exons. Lineage: Eukaryota; Metazoa; Chordata; Actinopteri; Cypriniformes; Catostomidae. The record is from RefSeq and is a predicted model, not a curated record. The coding region runs from base 34 to 2052 and encodes 672 amino acids.